AUGGCCGCAGCAAUCAAGGCCCUCAAUGCGAAGAUUCGCUCAAACCCCUACACCGACUACCUCUGCUCGACCCGUGAGUGCUCCCACGAGGACAAGACUCGGACAUUGCGCUGUGACCAAGCACAAUCACCAGCGUCCUGUCUUGCGCUCGCCUGUCGCCAGCCAUACCACGCCCAUACUGACAUGACUUGUUCUGCACAGACNUUCUGGGGUCCCGCAUCCAACUUUGGUAUCCCCCUCGCUGCCGUCAUGGACACACAAAAGGACCCCGAAAUGUAA
Molecule: messenger RNA, 279 nt
Organism: Aureobasidium uvarum
Lineage: Eukaryota; Fungi; Ascomycota; Dothideomycetes; Dothideales; Saccotheciaceae
Source: the annotation of a GenBank genome assembly